GAUUUCAGAUAUGCUUGCACUGGAGAAUGAUUUCUUCAAUUCCCCGCCAAGAAAAACUGUUCGGUUUGGUGGAACUGUGACAGAAGUUUUGCUGAAGUAUAAAAAGGGUGAAACAAAUGACUUUGAGUUGUUGAAGAAUCAGCUGUCAGAUCCAGACAUAAAGGAUGACCAGAUCCUUAACUGGCUGCUAGAAUCAACCAUCAUGUACUUGACAAAAGACUUUGAGCAACUUAUCACUAUUUUGUUGAGGUUGCCUUGGCUGAACAGGAGUCAAACAGUGGUGGAGGAGUAUUUGGCCUUUCUUGCUAACCUUGUAUCAGCACAGACUGUCUUCCUUAGACCAUGUCUCAGCAUGAUUGCUUCUCAUUUUGUACCUCCCCGCGUGAUCAUAAAGGAAGGUGACAUAGAUGUUUCAGAUUCUGAUGAUGAAGAUGACAAUCUUCCUGCAAAUUUUGACACAUGUCACAGAGCCUUGCAAAUAAUAGCAAGAUAUGUCCCAUCGACCCCAUGGUUUCUUAUGCCAAUACUGGUGGAAAAAUUUCCAUUUGUACGAAAAUCAGAGAGAACGUUGGAAUGUUAUGUUCACAACUUACUAAGGAUUAGUGUAUAUUUUCCAAACCUGAGGCAUGAUAUUCUGGAACUUGUUAUUGAAAAGCUACUCAAGUUGGAUGUGAAUGCCUCCCGGCAAGAUAUUGAAGACGCUGAGGACACAGCCGCUCAAACGUGUGGAGGGACAGAUUCCACAGAAGGAUUGUUUAACAUGGAUGAAGAUGAAGAAACGGAACACGAAGCAAAGGCUGAUCCUGAGCGGCUCGAUCAGAUGGUCCAUCCUGUGGCGGAACGCCUGGACAUCUUGAUGUCUUUGCUUCUGUCCUACAUUAAGGACGUCUGCUAUGUAGAUGGUAAGAUUGAUAACAACAAAACAAAGGAUUUAUAUCGCGACCUGGUGACCAUCUUUGACAAGCUCCUGCUGCCCACACAUGCCUCCUGCCACGUGCAGUUCUUCAUGUUUUAUCUCUGUAGCUUCAAAUUGGGAUUCGCAGAAGCAUUUUUAGAACAUCUCUGGAAAAAAUUGCAGGAUCCAAAUAAUCCUGCCAUCAUCAGGCAAGCUGCUGGAAAUUAUAUUGGAAGCUUUUUAGCACGAGCUAAAUUUAUUCCUCUUAUUACAGUAAAGUCAUGCCUAGAUCUUUUGGUUAACUGGCUGCACAUGUACCUUAAUAACCAGGACUCGGGGACAAAGGCUUUUUGUGAUGUUGCUCUCCAUGGACCAUUUUAUUCAGCCUGCCAAGCUGUGUUCUACACUUUUGUUUUUAGACACAAACAGCUUUUAAGUGGAAACCUGAAGGAAGGUUUGAGAUAUCUUCAGAGUCUCAAUUUUGAGCGCAUAGUGAUGAGUCAGCUAAAUCCUCUGAAGAUUUGCCUGCCCUCAGUGGUCAACUUUUUUGCCGCUAUCACAAAUAAAUACCAACUCGUCUUCUGCUACACCAUCAUUGAGAGGAACAAUCGCCAGAUGCUACCAGUUAUUAGGAAUACAGCUGGAGGGGACUCGGUCCAAACCUGCACGAACCCCCUGGACACCUUCUUUCCCUUUGAUCCUUGCGUGCUUAAGAGGUCCAAGAAAUUCAUUGAUCCUGUUUAUCAGAUAUGGGAAGACAUGAGUGCCGAAGAGCUCCAGGAGUUUAGGAAACCCACCAAAAAGGAGAUGGUGGAGGAUGAAGAUGAUGAUUUUUUGAAAGGUGAAGUGCCCCAGAACGAUACCGUGAUUAUUGGAAUCACACCAAGCUCCUUUGAUGCGAAUUUCCGAAGUCCUUCCAGCAGUGUGGGCUCCCCGCCUGUGCUGUAUGUGCCAGACCAGUGCCCUCUGAUCUCGAGGAUUUGCGAUUGAGUCACAGCGUGGUUCCCGUCAUGUCUUUCAGUACCUGGUUCAGACAAUGUGGACUUUGCCUUGACCUAGAACGAGGACAUGCCUCAGCCGUCGUACUUCCGGCCUGGGUGUGAUCCAGUGUCUGAACAGACUUGCCUUUUUCCCUUUUUGCUCUUACAGACAAAAGGAAAAGGCUGACUGUCGUGCAAUAUUUUACAGAGAUACUGAUGAUAAAUGGUGAGGAUUUUGCUUAUUAGUUUAAUGUAUACUUUUUUCAUGUUUCAACUUUUUUGACAUAAUUAUGAUAUGAUUUCUAAUACUGUCAAACUGCUUUGACAGAUUGCUUCUUAACCUAGGUUUUUGUCAGAGCCACAGUCACAAGGACCUUAUUGAUCCGAUUUCACUGGCAAUUCUCUAGGAUAAACCCUUCAUUUUAAGACUGACUAGAAUGUCUUCAGGUUUGCGUUGGGUCCUCAGACAGGUGCAGAGAAGAUGGAAGGCAGGCAGGAGCUGGCCGGGGCUGGUCUGCGAGGCUGAGAGUUGGAGUUGGCACUGCAGGAGAUCUCUAGGACUCU
Molecule: messenger RNA, 2439 nt
Organism: Tupaia belangeri chinensis (Chinese tree shrew)
Lineage: Eukaryota; Metazoa; Chordata; Mammalia; Scandentia; Tupaiidae
Gene: RRN3
Product: RNA polymerase I transcription factor RRN3
Biological process (GO): transcription initiation at RNA polymerase I promoter
Cellular component (GO): nucleus
Molecular function (GO): RNA polymerase I core binding; RNA polymerase I general transcription initiation factor activity
Source: RefSeq, a predicted model, not a curated record